Molecule: messenger RNA, 2074 nt
Organism: Lycium barbarum (goji berry)
Lineage: Eukaryota; Viridiplantae; Streptophyta; Magnoliopsida; Solanales; Solanaceae
Product: amino acid transporter AVT3B-like
Exons: 1
Coding region: 434-1678 (414 amino acids)
Biological process (GO): amino acid transmembrane transport
Cellular component (GO): vacuolar membrane
Molecular function (GO): amino acid transmembrane transporter activity
Source: RefSeq, a predicted model, not a curated record
ACCACGCAAUUGCCAUUUUUAAAACCUUCAUCAUCUCCAAAUUUUAGCAGAACCCAAAAACCAUAAAUCAAAGUACAAAACUUUAUACCCUUUUUAAAUCUCUCCCAACAAAAUUCACUAUUUCCACCCAAAAUUAAGCUAAUCUUGAAAUAAAAAAUUCAAUUUUUAUCUUAUUUUUGCACUUGUAUUUGAUAUUCUUGAUAUGGGGUUUUGAAAAAGUUUCAAUCUUGAACUAAAGUUUCAAUUUUUCUCUGAUUUUUUGUACUUGAAUUUGAGAUUCUUGAAAUGGGGUUUUGAAAAAGUUUCAAUCUUGAAUUAAAAUUUCAAUUUUUCACCAUAAUCAAAGUUCAAAUUUCACCCAAAAUUGAAGUAAUCUUGAAAUUAAAAAUCCAAUCUUUAUCUGAUUUUUGGAGUUGACUUUGAGAUUCUUGAAAUGGGGUUUGAAAAAAAUGACAAAGCAAGUUCAUCCUCACAUGUUUUACAAAUUCCAAGAGAAGAUACACCACUUUUAAUUGAAAAUCAGGAACACCUUUCCUCACCUUCAAAAACAUUUGGUAAUGUUUUUAUAGCUAUUGUUGGUGCUGGUGUUCUUGGUCUUCCAUAUACUUUUAAAAGAACAGGAUGGAUAAUGGGUGCUUUAAUGUUAUUUACAGUUGCAUUUCUAACUUAUCAUUGUAUGAUGCUUCUAGUACUUUCUAGAAGAAAAAUUGAAUCCAAUAAAAAAACUUCCCAAAUUGCAUCUUUUGGUGAUUUAGGAUUUGCUGUUUGUGGAAAUGUUGGUAGAUCUGCUGUUGAUGCUAUGAUUGUGCUUUCUCAAGCUGGUUUUUGUAUCAGUUACAUGAUUUUCAUAGCCAAUACUUUAUCAUAUUGUUUUAAAAUAUCCAAAAUCUUGGUGAUUUGGAGCUGUUUUCCAUUUCAAUUGGGGUUGAAUUCAAUUGCAACUCUUACACAUUUAGCCCCUCUGAGUAUUUUUGCUGAUGUUGUUGAAUUAGGUGCUAUGGGGGUUGUGAUGGUUGAAGAUGUAAUGAUUUAUGUAAAAAGUAGCCAUGCUCUUGAAGCUUUUGGGGGGUUUAGUGUGUUCUUUUAUGGUCUUGGUGUGGCUGUUUAUGCAUUUGAAGGUGUUGGAAUGGUAUUGCCUUUGGAAGCUGAGGCAAAAGAUAAACAAAAAUUUGGGAAAAUCUUAGGUUUGUCAAUGGCUUUGAUAUCCUUAAUGUAUGGUGCUUUUGGUGUGUUGGGAUAUUUUGCUUUUGGUGAUGAGACAAAGGAUAUAAUUACUACUAAUCUUGGACAAGGAUGGCUUAGUAGUUUGAUUCAAAUUGGUCUUUGCAUAAAUUUGUUUUUCACUUUUCCAUUGAUGAUGAAUCCAGUAUAUGAAGUAGUGGAAAGGAGAUUUUGUGAAGGGAGGUAUUGUGUUUGGCUAAGAUGGAUUGUGGUUUUGGUAGUGACAUUUGUGGCAUUGUUGGUUCCAAAUUUUGCUGAUUUCUUGUCAUUGGUUGGGAGCAGUGUGUGCAUAAUUCUUGGCUUUGUGUUGCCUGCUUUGUUUCAUCUGAUUGUGUUUAAAGAUGAGCUAAGAUGGUAUGGUUUGGCUUGUGAUGGUGCAAUUAUUCUAAUGGCUGCAGUUUUGUCACUGUAUGGAACUUAUUCUUCCGUGCUGGAUAUAUUUGGACAAAAGGCUUAAUUUGUAGGGGUCUGGGAGGGUGAGGUGUAGUCUGCCUUUUGCCUUUGUGGGGUAGAGAUGUUGUUUCGGGUAGACCCUCGGCUCAAGAAGGCUUAAAUUGUUAGGCUUAAAUUGUGUGUUUUCCUUUUUUAUGUACAAUCUUAAGAGAUGUUUAUCAUCAUGCAUUAUGGUUCAGAUUGGAUUCAAUUUACUCUUGAGGGUAUUUAUAAUCCCUAUCAAGGAGUAAGUUGUCCAUUUUUUUUCUUCUUCCUUCCUACCAUUUGUAAAUUUGCUUCCAUCUGAGGCCAUUGAUAAUAGGCUUGGUAGAACUAUGGAGGUUGAGUGUAAGGGACAUAAUCAUGUCCACUUAGUAUUCAUUGCAAAUGGUCAUAGCUUGCUAAAAUGGCUAUUUGGUUC